AUGGAGGUAGAGCUCCCUCGUCCCACCGCAAUUGACAACAUUUUCGUAUACCUCCAAAGACACUACAAGUACCUACGUGGUUGCCAAGUACAAUCAAGACGGUGGGUGGGAGCCCUGGCUACAAAGUGA
This is a messenger RNA of Colletotrichum paranaense, 129 nucleotides long. RefSeq lists its product as uncharacterized. The transcript has 2 exons. Bases 1 to 129 code for a protein of 42 amino acids. NCBI's taxonomy places the organism in Eukaryota, Fungi, Ascomycota, Sordariomycetes, Glomerellales, Glomerellaceae. The record is from RefSeq and is a predicted model, not a curated record.